Bactrocera neohumeralis is the source of this 871-nucleotide messenger RNA. RefSeq lists its product as uncharacterized. Bases 41 to 796 code for a protein of 251 amino acids. The transcript has 2 exons. The record is from RefSeq and is a predicted model, not a curated record. NCBI's taxonomy places the organism in Eukaryota, Metazoa, Arthropoda, Insecta, Diptera, Tephritidae.
UGUACUUGUAGAUGACAAAUGUGCAAAGGUUCCUUUACAAAUGCUUUUAAACCAUACGGCUAAAAGAAUUAUAGAGAUGCAAAAGGAAGUAUUUGCGACAAUUACGUGUAACUUCAUAUCAACGGAAAUGAUAUUUAGCUCCGGUUUUGACAGCAGCUCUGGUCAAUCUCAAUAUAAGCAAUCUUUCCUUGACCAAAGUACAUCACGAAAUGCUGAUUCAUGUCUUUUGGCCACAACAGUGAUUCCCUUGAGACUCUUGAGUAGCGCGGGAGCCCCGAUUUGGAAUAAUUGUUUUCCGCAGUCCACAAGAUUUUGUCGGCCUUUAAAAUUAGAAUACACGAGUGAAACUAAGGAAGUGAUAACAAGAGAAGCUGCUGACUUAAAUAAACAAAUUCAAGAGCUUGAAAACUUACGUGUUGAAAUCGAAGCUGUACAUAAAGUUAUAGUUCACUCAAAGCAAAUAAUGCAGAAUACACCACUUCCUGUUGGUUACUUCGGAGAGGAUGCAGCUGAGUCACGAAACAAAAUAUAUAAAAGCGACAGACUGCACCAUGCACGUAAGACUAGCCGCAUUGAUAAUCUUUUCGAUGUAUUUCAUAGAGCUCUUGACACAUCGGAUCCAUUAAUUUCAUCUCUUCGCUUAAAUACACGUGUGCGCCAAAGGAAGCGUUUAACGCUGCCACUAGAAGUAAAGGAAUUAUUGUAUUGUGAGGAUAUCGGUGAAACAUGUGCGACUGAGAAUUUAGAAAAUAUGGAUGAUGACGAGGGCGACGAAGAAUUUUCCAGAAGAAUUUGAACAGGAAAAUACAUUUUUGGAUAAUGAAUUGUAUUUAAAUUAAAGAGUUUAAUAAAAUUUUAAUAUUUUCGUAAA